This is a messenger RNA of Megalobrama amblycephala (Wuchang bream), 3621 nucleotides long. RefSeq names its product gastrula zinc finger protein XlCGF8.2DB-like. Gene Ontology annotation, cellular component: nucleus. The transcript has 3 exons. Lineage: Eukaryota; Metazoa; Chordata; Actinopteri; Cypriniformes; Xenocyprididae. Gene Ontology annotation, biological process: regulation of transcription by RNA polymerase II. Gene Ontology annotation, molecular function: RNA polymerase II transcription regulatory region sequence-specific DNA binding; DNA-binding transcription factor activity, RNA polymerase II-specific. The record is from RefSeq and is a predicted model, not a curated record. Bases 684 to 1757 code for a protein of 357 amino acids.
AUCGCUUGCUUUAGUUGGACUCUUGACUUCUUAACUUUAAUGUUUUUCUGGCUGUAGUAAUUGUGUGUUUCUGAAGCACAUUUGUUAUAGCAAAAGCUUAUUUGAGAAGAAAACCCGAGUGUGUAGGUUGUCUCGGUACUUUUACAAUAAAUGCACAUACAUUUUUUAAGUAAAAAUAAAAUAAAACUGCAGAAUUUACAAUGUUGAUAACCGUUAAAACACGUAAUCACAGUCAGUGAAAUGGGUCCCCUGGCGAUAGGUGGCGGUAAUGCACUUAUGUGUCUGCGAUCCGCCGUAAAACAAGAGUAAAGACGUCACCGCUACUGCCAUCACAGCGAGGCUGAAUCCGAAAUUGCCCCCUAUAACCUCAAAUAGGGCAUUAUUUGAGGGGACAGCCAUUUGUAGUGGUGUCCGAAACCAUAGUGAACGUUAUUGAGUGCACUCAUUCAAUCCCACAUUGCACCGCAAUAACGAGUGUACACCAUGAUGUUCAGACAACGGCUGUCCGAGUUCACUCACUCGUUUUCAUUCACUCUUUCAAGUGAACAAUAUAAGUGGAUAACGAAUAGUGAAUGAGGCUUUAGGGGUUGAUUUCGGACUUACCUCGAGUCUCGAUGUGAGCAAUUCAUCGGUAAAUAUUCCCAUCAGCCUACAAGUGUAGAGGAUAGAGUUUGUGAAAGAAAAUGGAAAACAUGAAUGAUCCAGAACCCUGCCAAAUAAAGGAGGAAGAAACAGAAGAACAAAUAGACCUAAUAAAAGAGAACAGGGGGUUUGAAGAACUGAUUGAAGGAGAGGAGAAACCUCAAGUCAUCCACUCUGGGGCGAAUACAUACACAUGUGAUCAGUGUGGGAAGUGUUACGCACAACAAAGAAUCCUUGACGAACACAGGAAAAUACACUUUUUAGCAAAGCCGUACACAUGUGAUCAGUGUGGGAGGAGUUUCCGAUAUCAAGGAAAACUUAAUGAUCACAUGAGGAUCCACACUGGAGAGAAGCCGUACACAUGUGAUCAGUGUGGGAAGCGUUUCUCACAGAAACGAAACCUUAACGUACACAUGAAAAUCCACACUGGAGAAAAGACGUACACAUGUGAUCAGUGUGGGAAGAGUUACACACAUAAAGGAAACCUUAACAAUCACAUGACAAGCCACACUGGAUUGACGCCGUACACAUGUGAUCAAUGUGGGAAGAGUUUCAGACAUAAAGGAACCCUUUACAGACACAUGAAAAUCCACACUGGAUUGAAGCCGUACACAUGUGAUCAGUGUGGGAAAAGUUUUGCACACAAAGCAAAUCUUAAUGAACACAUGUCAAUCCACACUGGAGUGAAGCCACAUGCAUGUGAUCGUUGUGGGAUGAGUUACGCGCGAAAAGGAGCCCUUAAGGAUCACAUGAAGAUCCACACUGGAGAAAAUCUGCACACUUGUAACCAGUGUGGAAAGAGUUUCAUAAAGUCAGGUGUUUAUAAAGUACAUCUGCUUAGUCAUUCUAGAGAAAGAGUUUAUAACUGUGAGCAAUGUGGUAAAAAAUUUUUUAGGCCAGAUUUCCUAAGGGACCACCAGAAAGUUCAUACAAAGGAGAGGCCUUGCGUCUGUUAUUUGUGUGGAAAGGGUUUUCGUAAUAUGACUGCAUUAAAAAUACACCAGAAAAGACACAGCGGUGUAAAGGAUCAUGCUUGCUCAGAGUGUGGGAAGCGUUUUGUUACGGAUGGUGAACUGAAAGUGCACCAGACAGUUCACACUACAUUAACACUAUGACAAGAGUUUCAAACGGGCAGAAUAUCAGAGAAUACUUGAGAAGAUCCACAGUGGAGAGAAGCCGCAUCACUGCCAUCCAUGUGGAAAGAGUUUCACUCAUUUAUCUACUCUAAUCGGUCAUAAAAAAAAAAUGCAUUCAUGAAAUUAUAGUAAGUAUUUCGCAUUCUGAAUCUGUACUUCCACGUGUGAUGCUGUGUAGUGCUGCGUCAAUUGUCGUUUUGAUAAUCAUUAUUUACACACAACAACUCAGAUUUGUUCACACUUGACAGAGUCAAUCUGCAGUACAUACAGUAUAUUCCCCUAUACUCAUUUGCGAUUACAAUUUCAAAAUUUGUUUAAUGUACGCAAUAUAUGGAUUCUGUGUUCUUUUUAUUUUUUUUUGGAUGUAGUUUCUAAUGAAUAAUCUGUAAUGUUUAUCUUAUUGACUGAUGUGUGUAUGAUCUGAAAGCUUUGUUUGAUUUUGAAAAUGGUUUUGAAGCAAUUGUAAAAAAAAAAAAAAACAUAAAAAAAAAAAAAAAUUUAAGAGCAACCAUACAUCUCUUGUUUUUUUUUUUUUAAUACAAUUUAAUUUUUUAAUCAUUAGUCAUUUAUGUAAUUGUCAUUUGAUUUAGCAUUUAAUCAUUUUAUUAUUCAUUUGUCACUUUUAUAUUUUUUAUUAUUUUAUCAUCACUUUGUCUCCUGCUUCUGCUCUUCCCUGGCAUUCUCAAAUUCUCAGGCUGAUAGAAGACUGUUAUAGAGAUUUGGGUACCUGACAAGACUUUCUGUUUACAUAUUUUACUGGAUUGGACACCAGACAAAACAUGAUAUAUUCUGGCAGGGAUUCAGAUCUAAUAUAUCUUACAUCCACAUCCAUCCAAUCUAACACGAAACCAAAUCAAAAGGCUGUUUAUUUCAGAAGAGAUCAUAAAGAGGGCUAAAAUAUUAAUCUUCAAACAAUCAUGACUAGUAUACAUUUACAGUUAUUAUUCAAUAAUUUUUUUUACAAUACAAAUAUUUUUUUGUGCACAAAAUAAGAUGAGAGAGACAUUCACCAUUGAAUUAAUGAAAAAGUAACUGAUGCAUAGUUCUGCCUAACAUCUUUUGUAAGUCAUGUGGAUAUGGAACAACAUAAAGUUAAUAAGUGAUAAGAAAUUUUAUUUUGAGAUAAUUUUUUUUAAAAUUCACAACAUUUCUUUAAUAAUGUCUUAUAGUAUGAUAAUCAAAACAUUGCUGAGAAUGAUCAAGUGUCACGAAUGCGGUCUCUGUGGCUCCCUCCGAUCACCACCUGAGGGCACCCUCACCUGAGUACUAACUGUUUUCUGGACUACAUUUCCCACACCACGUACCUGGACUGAUUACACACACACACCUGAUCCAUAUUCCCUGGAAUAUAAAAGACUCUCAUGUCCCAUCAUGCUUUGUGAAGUCUUGUUUUGCCUAGCUGACAUUUCUGAGCGUUAUACCCUGUGUAUUGAUUUUCUGUGUAUGACCUUGGACUGCCUUGUACCUAUGUUUUCUGUCUGCUGCCUGCCUUGUGAUAUCUCUGCCUUGUUACUGACUAUUCCUGCCUCGUCUGCCGCCUGCCCUGACUUUCUGCCUGGUAUUGUUACUCAUUCUGCCUUGUCUACUACACUGCUGUUGCUGGUAUCUGACCCUUGCCUGUACGACUACGAUUGUUUAAUAAAGCUACAAAUGGAUCUCCCCGAGUCUGCCGCCUCAUUACAUCAAGCUUUAACCUUUUCAAACCAAACUAUCACUUAACUGUAAUUUGUUUUUGGAGUUUUUUUCUGUUUGUUCAAAAGUUGUCAACAUCUGGUGGACAGACAAAAUCAUAUCUGAGCUUACUUUUUUUUUUAUUUUAUUUUUUUAAAUCAGGAUUAGAAGU